Pyrus x bretschneideri (Chinese white pear) is the source of this 1176-nucleotide messenger RNA. Its product is annotated as nuclear transcription factor Y subunit B. Lineage: Eukaryota; Viridiplantae; Streptophyta; Magnoliopsida; Rosales; Rosaceae. The coding region runs from base 174 to 674 and encodes 166 amino acids. The record is from RefSeq and is a predicted model, not a curated record. Gene Ontology annotation, molecular function: DNA-binding transcription activator activity, RNA polymerase II-specific; protein heterodimerization activity; RNA polymerase II cis-regulatory region sequence-specific DNA binding. The transcript is spliced from 7 exons. Gene Ontology annotation, cellular component: nucleus; CCAAT-binding factor complex. Gene Ontology annotation, biological process: regulation of transcription by RNA polymerase II.
CCUCUUUCUCUCUCUCCUCCGCACAUAAAAAAAGGAAAAACCAACGGUGCUGAUAAGCAUCACUCUCUCAUCCCAGUCGUCUCCUCUCUCCUUUCUUUUCCAGCGUCCGAUCUAAAAUCGUCCCUGCAAUCACCAUCUCUCGCGCCAAAUAAAAUCAAAUAGCUAGGGUCUCAAUGGCGGAAGCUCCCGUGAGUCCAGGCGGCGGCAGCCACGAGAGCGGCGGCGACGGGAGCGGGAGCCCGCGCUCGAACGUUCGAGAGCAGGACCGGUAUCUUCCGAUCGCCAACAUCAGCCGUAUCAUGAAGAAGGCGCUUCCUGCGAACGGCAAAAUCGCGAAGGAUGCCAAGGAAACCGUCCAGGAAUGCGUUUCUGAGUUCAUCAGCUUCAUCACCUCCGAGGCGAGUGACAAGUGCCAGAGAGAGAAGAGGAAGACGAUCAACGGUGAUGAUUUGCUCUGGGCAAUGGCAACUUUAGGCUUUGAGGAUUAUAUCGACCCCCUCAAGGUUUACCUCACCAAAUACAGAGAGGUGGAGGGUGAUACCAAGGGCUCGGGGAAGGGUGGAGAUUCAUCUUCCAAGAAAGAUGUUCAGCCAAGUCCAAAUCCUCAGAUUGCUCGCCAAGGUUCUUUCUCCCAAGGAGGGAAUUACUCAAAUUCUCAAGAUGAUCCGAUUUAACGAAUGAUUUAUCGUCACAGAACCAAUACAAGAUAGCUCCUAUGCAAGGGUCAGAGUAGAUCAAGUCUUCUUCAAUCGACGCAAUAAAUCAGCUGCCCUUUAGUGUCCAGAACAAACAGCGACAAAUAGCGUGUUAAAUUAUCUGUUGUGAAGGUUAUAAUGCGAGGGUAGUAUUAGCGAUUUCGUUUGUUUACAGUAAUGCUCUCUUUUCUGUAUGGUUCGUAUGUUAAGGAGUUUAUUUGAGUUGAAUUUCUAGUAUUUUAAAUCUCGGGAGGAUCUGUAUUCUUCUGAUUUAGACUUUAUCAUGGCAAUGUGCCUAUUACGGAAGAAUAACUUACAUCGCACGGAACGCCAUUGCGGUGCUGACCCGUGCCAUGGUCGUCCUCCUCCUAUAACAGGCCUCCAAAUAUUUGGCUUCUUACUUGUAAGGAGUCAUCUUUGCAGGCAAAUUACAGAACAUGUGUAGAAAAUAUUCUUGUUAUCUUAACGAUUUACUGUGGCA